Triplophysa rosa is the source of this 760-nucleotide messenger RNA. RefSeq names its product glutathione peroxidase 9 (gene gpx9). The record is from RefSeq and is a predicted model, not a curated record. Gene Ontology annotation, molecular function: glutathione peroxidase activity. NCBI's taxonomy places the organism in Eukaryota, Metazoa, Chordata, Actinopteri, Cypriniformes, Nemacheilidae. The transcript is spliced from 5 exons. Gene Ontology annotation, biological process: response to oxidative stress.
AUGACAGCAAAUUCAGUUAAUGACUUCACUGCGGAGAACCUGGAGAAGAAAGCAGUUCCACUCAACAUGUUCAAAGGAAAAGUUCUUCUCAUUGUGAACGUGGCGACCUUCUGAGGGUCCACCAUUGAAGAGUAUCACAAGAUGAAUGCACUCAUGAAGAUGUAUGGAGAUCAGAACUUCGUCAUCCUCGGGUUCCCAUGCAAUCAGUUUGGACUACAGUCACCUGAAGAGAAUCAUGAAACUCUUAAUGUUCUGAGGUGCGUGAGGCCGGGAGGAGGUUACACGCCCCAGUUCCCCAUCUUCAGUAAGAUCGAGGUGAACGGUGAUGAUGAGAAUCCUCUGUAUGCCUUCCUGAAGGAAUCUCUUCCAUUUGUAAACCCUGUCGUUGGAGACAUCAAGAAACUCCACUGGUCUCCCAUUAAAGUGAAUGACGUCCGAUGGAACUUUGAGAAGUUCCUCAUCGGAGCAGACGGAGUUCCUUACAGACGGUUUGAUCUUCGUUGUCCUUCUGAAGCCGUGGAGAAGCAUAUUGCGAUGCUUGUGAAGGGAAGCCACGGAUCAUAAUACAGAUUUAUCAUACAAUCACAGAGCAUUGAUACUUAAGAUUCGCUCCUGUGAUCUGUUCUCAGUGAGGUGUCACAGUGACGGUCCUUCAGUAAACACUAGAAGCUGAUGGAUCUGAAGGGGAAAAGAGAAGAUCGGAUCUUUAGUGCAUUCACUCCGCUCCUCUCCUGACCCGACACUACGCACUGAGAGAAGA